CCGAGCUCAGAUGGAUGCUGCUAUUUGUGUUCAGCUUUUGUUGGCUGCCACCCUGUGGAUGAUGCCCCACAUGGGAGCUGCUGCUGCUGCUGCUGCUGCCGCCGCCGCUGCUGCUGUGCGGUCAGGCUCCACAGAGCAUCUCAACGUGACCAGAGCUGGAAGUGAGAUGCACUCUGACUUCAAGUUGCUCGCCACAGCUAGCAGUGUGUCUCACAGCAGGCAUAAGCGAGCCAUUUCAUCCAGGGAGAUAAAUGCCCUGCUGGAUUAUCACAACCGAGUCCGCUCUCAAGUCUUUCCCCCUGCGGCUAAUAUGGAGCACAUGCUCUGGGAUGAGGGAUUGGCUAAGUCAGCUGACUCAUGGGCUUCACUGUGCAUUUGGGAUCACGGUCCAACACAAGCCAUGAAAUACAUGGGUCAGAACCUCUCGAUCACCUCAGGAAGGUACCAGUCUAUCACUGACCUGAUCAGGUCCUGGUAUGAUGAGAGGCAUCACUUCUCUUACCCCAACAGAUGCACUGGAUCUAUUUGCUCUCACUACACUCAGAUGGUGUGGGCGAGCACCAGCAGAGUGGGAUGUGCUGUGAGGAAGUGUUCCAGUGUGCACGUGUUUGGGAGCAGCUGGAGGGAGGCCACACUGCUGGUUUGCAACUACUCUAUAAACUUCGGCAUUGCGGACUACUGAGCAAUACAUUGCAUUCAGUUAAAUGAAGUCAAAUUAUUCAGAGAAUAAUCAAUAUUUCUAUAUUACUGUUUUUUAGACUGUAGUAUUGUGACUUCUUACCACUUCUACCAUCAUGAUAUACAGUAUCAUAGUGACAGACCUGGUGUUUU
Messenger RNA from Solea senegalensis (Senegalese sole), 831 nucleotides. It is a transcript of the gene r3hdml, whose product is annotated as R3H domain containing-like. The coding region runs from base 11 to 682 and encodes 223 amino acids. The transcript has 5 exons. The record is from RefSeq and is a predicted model, not a curated record. NCBI's taxonomy places the organism in Eukaryota, Metazoa, Chordata, Actinopteri, Pleuronectiformes, Soleidae.